AUGGGGAACUGGUUUGUCAAGCUGUUCUCGUUUCAUACGGAGAAGCGCAUCGUGAUGGUGGGCUUGGACUCGGCGGGCAAGACAACCAUCCUCUACAAGAUGAAGCUGGGGGAGUUGGUGCAGACCCUGCCCACCAUCGGCUUCAACAUCGAGUCGGUCGAAUACAAGAACAUACGCUUCACGGUGUGGGACAUCGGUGGGCAGGACCGCAUAAGAGGCCUGUGGCGACAUUACUACACGGGUGUAGAGGGUGUGAUAUUCGUGGUGGACUCUUCAGACAAGGACCGCAUCGACGAGGCCUCUGAAGAGCUGCAGAUGAUGCUACGCGAAACGGAGCUCAAGAAUGCGGCGGUUCUUGUCUUUGCAAACAAGCAGGACGUGGAAGGCUGUCUCACGCCUGACCAGCUCACGACCCACCUCAAGCUGCACGACCACAGGAAACACGCGUGGAAGGUGCAGCCGUCCAACGCCACAACAGGCAUGGGCUUGUUCGAGGGCAUGGACUGGCUCGCCGCCAAGCUGCGCGAGUCCCCCAGGACAUAG
This is a messenger RNA of Acanthamoeba castellanii str. Neff, 543 nucleotides long. RefSeq names its product GTPbinding ADP-ribosylation factor Arf1, putative. NCBI's taxonomy places the organism in Eukaryota, Discosea, Longamoebia, Acanthamoebidae. The transcript has 4 exons. Gene Ontology annotation, cellular component: cytoplasm. Gene Ontology annotation, molecular function: GTP binding; GTPase activity. Gene Ontology annotation, biological process: vesicle-mediated transport; intracellular protein transport. The record is from RefSeq and is a predicted model, not a curated record. Bases 1 to 543 code for a protein of 180 amino acids.